AAAAGAAGGGGGAUAGAAAAGUCAUCGUGUCCAACAGUGGCGGCUGCAGAGGAUCAAAGCGACGCCUGCAAUCUGGAUACCACGCUCGAGCUCAUCGGCAUCUGCUUCAGCGUCUUCGUCGUCAUCUACCUCGUCAUCCACUUCGCCAUCGCUCUGCUCGAGCGGUGGCGCGCGCCUCCCCCCGGCGCUCGGCCCCGGAGGCAGAAGUCCGGGCUCGACCCCUCCACCAUCUCCGCCCUCCCCUCCUUUUCCUACCGGAAGGGCACCGAUGGCGGCGCCGAGAACGGCCAGGUGUCGGCGCCGGAGUGCGUGGUGUGCCUGAGCGCGCUGGAGGAGGGAGAGACGGCGCGGGUGCUCCCGGGCUGCGCGCACGUGUUCCACGCCCCCUGCGUCGACCUGUGGCUGCAGAAAGACUCCACGUGCCCCGUGUGCCGGGCCGACGCCCGCCCGCCGCCGGGUCCGCCGCCAAUGAUCCGAGGCGGCGCCGUUGUUCUGGAUAUAGGGGAGACGUCGGGGAACGGACAAGGCCGAGAUAGGAUCCUCGUAGGUGAUGGAAUCCAUGUAGUCAACGCUUCGCCAAUUCUAAGAUUUCUGGAAUUUAGUUCACAGCAAGUAUAAAGUUCUUUGAACAUUUUAAUUCGUUGCUUCAGUGAAAUCUUAAACUGUGUGU
Molecule: messenger RNA, 670 nt
Organism: Zingiber officinale
Lineage: Eukaryota; Viridiplantae; Streptophyta; Magnoliopsida; Zingiberales; Zingiberaceae
Product: E3 ubiquitin-protein ligase ATL41-like
Exons: 1
Source: RefSeq, a predicted model, not a curated record